UCGGAUAUUAGUAGCGCGCCAACUGCAGAACGACACAAACGAUACCUGGAUAUAUUGUAUCUAAGCCCGAAAUCAUUUUGAUAUUUAAAUCAUCCAAAAACACAAUGAAGUGCUUCAUUUUGGCUGCCCUGCUGCUGGCCACCGCCGCCAGUGCCGAGAACAUCUUUAAGAUAAACAUCACGCCCGAGGAGGCGCAACAGUUCCUGAACAGCGCCCAGUUGCGUGGCAUCGGGGACAUCGAGUAUGCCCCAAAAACGGGCGAGAAUCCCCUGCCCGAGGCCAGGAAUGAGCAGGGACAGUUCGUUUACAUGGGUCGUGUGAUCGAGCAUCCCGAGGAUUAUGUGGAGGAGCACUACGACGCCCAUCAGUACCACGGACAGGAUGGUCUGGGGCAGUUUGCGUACGGCUACAAAGACUGGAACCAGGGCAAGAACGAGAAGCGUGACGAGACCGGCAAGGUCACCGGAUCCUACAAGUAUGUCCAGCCCCAUGGCCGCGACUUCAUUGCCACGUACUACGCCGACAAGUCUGGCUUCCAUGUCGAGGACAAUCGUCCCGCGCAUCUGAAGCUGCCAGCCACCAAGACCCCAGCCGUUCUCAAGGCCGAGGAGGAGCACUUCAGGCUGUGGGGAGAGCUGGCCGCUGCCGCUGGCCACAAUCCUGAUCCUUAUGCCGCCGAGUACCAGCAGGAGGGUAGCUACCAGCCCUCAGAGGCCGAGACCCGCGAAUACGUGCACGAGGAGCCCGCCUAUGUGCCCGGCCCAGAGGAGACUGGCGAGCCCAAGGGAUUCUUCUAUGCCUUCGACUACAAUGUGCCACUGCUGCGCAACAAGGAGGAGCGGGCCGAACUGGAGCGCCUUAGGUCCGUCAACAACAAGGAUGAGUAGGUCCUGUGGGGACCGCCUUGUACAGGAAGUUGUGUAGGAAGUAGCAGCAUUCAUCAGCAUAUCUCAGAUAUCAACCAAUAUUUAUUACCUCCUUUGAAAUAAAUCGCAAAUUAAACUACACUUUUGUCAA
Molecule: messenger RNA, 1017 nt
Organism: Drosophila subobscura
Lineage: Eukaryota; Metazoa; Arthropoda; Insecta; Diptera; Drosophilidae
Gene: Cpr67B
Exons: 2
Coding region: 105-887 (260 amino acids)
Cellular component (GO): chitin-based extracellular matrix
Molecular function (GO): structural constituent of chitin-based larval cuticle
Source: RefSeq, a predicted model, not a curated record